CAUCGCGUCGCCGAGUUGCUCGACCAAGCACAGCACAAUGGCCCCCCUCACCGCCGACGCCAAGCGCUUGCGAGUCAUCAUCAUCUCGUUCCCCCUCCUCGUGGUCACCUCGGCUAUCCUGUACCGGCGGACGUACAUGGGCGAGAAGCAGCGCACGAUUCCGCGACCUGGAGACGGCGCCCAGACGGAGCUGCCGAGCAUCCUGACGGGCGGGAAGCCGCCCGGGCAGCAGUAGUAGUAGAGUGGAGUCGAGAGGUCCAGCAGCCUGGUCGCAAUGGUCACUGGCGGAGAACAGCCCUUGGGUCACAACCAACCCCCAUCAACAUCAAGCAUAUACGCAUGUGAUGGCGCCAGCAGCGCUACUCCAUGCCCCCUCAAUAGCAUAGACAUAGAAUGCACAGGCGCA
This is a messenger RNA of Vanrija pseudolonga, 406 nucleotides long. RefSeq lists its product as uncharacterized. The transcript is spliced from 3 exons. Lineage: Eukaryota; Fungi; Basidiomycota; Tremellomycetes; Trichosporonales; Trichosporonaceae. The coding region runs from base 38 to 235 and encodes 65 amino acids. The record is from RefSeq and is a predicted model, not a curated record.